Molecule: messenger RNA, 696 nt
Organism: Trypanosoma conorhini
Lineage: Eukaryota; Euglenozoa; Kinetoplastea; Trypanosomatida; Trypanosomatidae
Product: amino acid transporter
Exons: 1
Coding region: 1-696 (231 amino acids)
Biological process (GO): amino acid transmembrane transport
Molecular function (GO): amino acid transmembrane transporter activity
Source: RefSeq, a predicted model, not a curated record
AUGAUGCGCGGGAGUGACAGUGAGGAGAGGGCGCCUGGCGCCGUGCACCCGCUGACUUCCCCACACCACAAUGACGUCAGAGCCCCCGAUGCCACCGCACACCCCGAUGACGACGGCACCUCCCCGCUGCAGGACGCCAGCCCCUACGAGAAUGGCAGCGUGAAGAAGGACGACGGGAAUGCGCUGCCGGAGGGCGAGGCACCGGCUCCCACAGGCUUCCUUGCGAAGGUGAACGCGUGUGUGAACGUCGUCCUUCCGCCCGGCGGAGUCCUCGCGAGCGCCUUCAACCUCGCGUCGUCGUCGAUCGGGGCCGGCAUCCUCGGCCUGCCCCUGGCCGCGAACAGCAGUGGGCUUGUGAUGGCCGUCUUGUACCUCGCCGUCAUCACGUUCCUGACCAUCUACUCGAUGUAUGCCCUCGGCGUGGCGGCGCAGCGAACGCAGAUCAGCAACUUCGAGGGCAUCGCGGUGGCGCUGAUGGGCCGCUGGUUCGCCUUGUUUGUCGCGUGUGUGCGCGUCUUCCACGGGCUCAGCGGCUGCGUCGCGUACGUGAUCAGCGUCGGAGACAUCUUUAAGAACAUCUUGAAGAACAGCAACAGCGCGCCGCAGUUCCUGAAGGAAACGAACGGAAACCGCCUGCUUGACGAUUGUGGUGUGGCUCUGCGCGAUGAUGCCGCUGGUGAUCCCGAAGCACAUUGA